AUGUCAGUUGAUAAAUCAUGGAUGAAGUUAAAACGGUCAGAUAUAAGGUAUUUUGAUGGAGUCGCAAAUUUCAUCGAUUACGCUACUACGCAUGUCAAAGAUAGAGAUGGGAAACUGUUUUGUCCAUGCCGAGAUUGUAUAAAUAUAGAUAGAGAAUUGCCAGCAACAAUACAGUAUCAUCUUUUGUACAGGGGUUUUAUGCAAGACUAUACAGUAUGGCGUAAACAUGGGGAGAAGGUGGUUAAUGAUAGUGGUAGCAGUGGUAAUAGUCACAAUCAUAGUGAUGGUAAUGUGGCUGCCCAUUUUGAUCAAUGUGAUGAUAUGCAAGAACUAAUAGAAGAAUGUAUCCAACAAGAUCCCAAUGGAGAUGCGCAGAAGUUUUACAAAUUGUUGGAGGAAUCAGAAGUGCCAUUGUAUCCUGAGUGCAAGAAAUAUUCCAACUUGUCAUUUAUUGUCAACUUGAUGCACAUCAAGAGUACUGGUAAUAUGAGCAACAAGGCAUUUGACCAGUUAUUGGAAUUGUUGAAAAAUGCAUUCCCCAUGUGUGAAAAAUUGCCGACAUCAAACUAUGGAGCAAAGAAGAUUGUAAAAGAGCUUGGACUUCAUUAUGAGAGGAUUGACGCCUGCAAAAAUGAUUGUGUAAUAUAUUACAAGGAGCUCGCAGAUGCAUCUGAAUGUCCUACAUGCAAGCUUUCAAGGUGGAAGACACAACGCACUACCAUAAAAAAAAAGGGAAAAAAGGUUAAAAAGAUUCCGUGGAAAGUUUUGCGAUAUUUUCCACUCACACCUAGACUUCAACGACUAUUUAUGUCAUCUAAGACAGCUCCAGAUAUGAGGUGGCAUUUUGAAGACCGUGUGAAAGAUGGUGUUUUAAGGCAUCCAGCAGAUGCGGAGGCUUGGAAAACUUUCGAUCAAAUUCAUCCAUCAUUCGGCAAUGAGCAUCGAAAUUCAUAG
This is a messenger RNA of Rosa rugosa (rugosa rose), 954 nucleotides long. RefSeq lists its product as uncharacterized. NCBI's taxonomy places the organism in Eukaryota, Viridiplantae, Streptophyta, Magnoliopsida, Rosales, Rosaceae. The record is from RefSeq and is a predicted model, not a curated record. The transcript is spliced from 2 exons. Bases 1 to 954 code for a protein of 317 amino acids.